Molecule: messenger RNA, 1490 nt
Organism: Owenia fusiformis
Lineage: Eukaryota; Metazoa; Annelida; Polychaeta; Sabellida; Oweniidae
Source: the annotation of a GenBank genome assembly
AUGAAUAAACACACGUUUUCAUCAUUUAAUACAUAUGCUAUGAAGGUGUUCAGGGGAAAGAGAGUGGUGGUUGAUGGGGAGAUUAUACCUGCCACGGUGUUUGUAGAAGGAGGCAAGAUUGUGGACAUACAACGUAACAUCUACUCUCAGGACUCAAAUAGUGUGGAGCUUGAAUCGGAGGAGGUAGUGGAUGCUGGUGACCUUGUCCUGAUGCCAGGGGUGGUAGACAGCCAUGUACAUGUAAAUGAGCCUGGUCGAACAGCAUGGGAAGGAUUCAGCACAGCAACCAAGGCUGCAGCAGUUGGCGGUAUUACGACCAUAGUAGAUAUGCCAUUAAACAGUAUUCCAUCAACUACUAGCUUGAGUUCAUUGAACAUCAAACUAGAUAGUGCCCGGGGUCAAUGUUAUGUGGAUGUUGGAUUCUGGGGUGGUGUAGUGCCUGGCAACCAGGAUGAGUUGGUCCCUAUGGUUAAUGCAGGAGUUGCAGGUUUUAAAUGCUUCCUCAUCAACAGUGGAGUCGAGGAGUUCCAACAUGUUACAGAGGAGGACCUCCAUAUAGCUAUGAAACAACUUGUCGGAACAGAGAGUGUUCUUCUGUUUCAUGCAGAGGUCGAUUGUGCAGGUUUGGGACAAAAUAAUACCAAAGAGGAAACUGCGGAGUCAGCUGAUGAUCGCAAAUACCAAACAUUUCUUGAGUCGAGGCCUGACAAGAUGGAAGUCGAAGCAAUUAAACUUGUCUGCAAGUUAUGCCUACAAUACAAAGUUAGAUGUCACAUUGUUCAUCUAUCCGCGUGUGAGGCUCUACCGAUAAUUCAAAGCGCAAGAGAUAGUGGCGCCCCCUUAACUGUGGAGACGACUCAUCAUUACCUCAAUCUAGCUUCUGAGAACAUCCCAGAUGGGGCAACGUAUUUUAAAUGCUGUCCCCCUGUCAGAAACAAGAAAAAUAGAGAUCUGUUGUGGAAGGCUGUGAUGAGCAGAGAGAUUGAUAUGGUUGUGUCCGAUCACUCACCAUGCACAUCGGACCUUAAACACCUGGACAAGGGGGACUUCCUGGCUGCAUGGGGAGGAAUAUCCUCUGUUCAGUUUGGGUUAUCCUUAUUUUGGACAGCUGGUCAACAGUAUGAUGUCACAAUACUGGACUUGUGUCGCUGUCUGUGUGAAAAUACCUCAAAACUUGCAGGUCUCGGCUCGCAGAAGGGCAGCAUCACUGUUGGACGCGAUGCUGAUUUCGUUAUUUGGGAUCCAGAAAAGUCUUGGUCGGUGAAAGAACAAAUGAUUCAACAUAAGAAUAAACUGACUCCUUAUAUCGACACAACUCUGAAAGGAAAUGUCAGUAAGACAAUAUUACGGGGAAAUGUUGUUUAUGACGAACACACUGGAUUAUCGGAGAAGCCGUUUGGACAAUUGCUUUUAGACAUCAAAUUCUGUUGAUUUUGUAUUAUGAAUCCGUGGCAUAGUAUAUGCGCAGCGACAUUUGAACCGAUAUUUAG